Molecule: messenger RNA, 4964 nt
Organism: Diorhabda carinulata
Lineage: Eukaryota; Metazoa; Arthropoda; Insecta; Coleoptera; Chrysomelidae
Gene: rictor
Product: rapamycin-insensitive companion of mTOR
Exons: 22
Coding region: 236-4675 (1479 amino acids)
Biological process (GO): positive regulation of phosphatidylinositol 3-kinase/protein kinase B signal transduction; TORC2 signaling
Cellular component (GO): TORC2 complex
Molecular function (GO): protein serine/threonine kinase activator activity
Source: RefSeq, a predicted model, not a curated record
AGAAAUGAAACGUAAAUGACAUAACCUCUGCAAAAAGUAAUCUUGAUUUUGCUAUUAUCCAUUUCCCCACAAAAUGUUUAUGAAACUUGAAGCUUGAAGGGAAAGGACAUAACCUCCAACAAUUGUGUAAAUAACUAUAAAUUUAGUGAUGUGGUGUUCAAGAGAAUGUUCCUACAAGUGAUGAACAACUAUAUUUUUAUUAAUUUAGGGUAGUAAACGACUUAACUUAUUCGAUAUGGCUGUGAGGAGUUGGAUGCUCAGGCAUCAGAACAGAUACAUUAGGUCAACAAAACAUAAUAAACAGGAAGACGUGCUAACCCAGUUGCAAAAUUUAGGCCCCAAAGGAAGCUGCACAAAACUUUUAGAAAAAAUAUGUGACCAAAAUGUGAAAGAAGAAGUCAAAUUCAAUUACUUAAAUGCCUUUGUAAAACUGACUUUGAAACAUGGAGAGAACUUUGGGUAUAGCAUUGAAGACAUAUUGAUCUGUCUCAGGGUACCUCUUACUCACCCAUCUGCUCAAAUACGAACAGCUGGUUUAAGGUGUAUACGACAUGUGCUUAAAACAGAAGCAGAUAUUGUACAGUUGAAUAAGUUAUUAAUACCUUAUUUAUUAACAAGAUCAUUAGAUUUGAUUUUAAGAAAUGAUUUAGAAAGAGUAGAAGCAAUGAAACUAAUAAGAAAAAUGAUGAUAAUCUCUUCUUCAAAUUUGGAUGUAUCAUUGGCUCGAUGUUUGGUUUCUUUAGCUUAUGAAGGUGCUGAAGCUAAAGAUAGAAUGCUUCGAGUGUGUAUGGCCACAUUAUCAGAAUUAGGAGUCCUAAAUUCAAAAUUAUUUAUUGCAUCAGGCGGAGUGACAGCAAUAUCUAGAAAUUUAUUGGAAUGCCAAAAUCCUAAAAUAGCAGAAUCUCUUUGCGGCGUUUUGCUUUUACUUUUAGAUAAGCCUUCGACUAGAAAUUUUGCAGCCGUUGAUUUACAUAGUACAGCAGCACCAUUUUGCGAUUUUCACUAUAAACAUGGUUCCAAAGAUAAAAAUAAGAGAGAUGAACGAGAACUUAGACUUAAUUGUGCUCGGUUAUCAUUAUUAACUAUGUUGAGAAGUUGGUCUGGUAUUUUGCAUUUUUGUAGCCCUUUAGAUAAGGGUGGCUUCAAGGCAAUAGUUGAUGUUCUUUAUUUACAGCAACUCGAAGUUAGAAAAUCAGUAUUAGAUCUCUUGUACGAACUGCUGGGUCUGUCCCAACCGGAGUGGUCUGAUGAAUUAUCUGUGGCACUAAGUGCAGUUGAUCCAUGUGAACCACAAGCUUCUUGGAGGCUAAGCGAGGGUUUUGUAGUGGCAGAAGGGCGAUCGGUUCUACCUCAUUUGGCCAAAACAACCCCUAGUACAACUGAUAUGCAUUUGGCUCUUUUGUUAUACUGUUUUUUAGAAAAUGGCCUUUUGGCAGCUUUGACAGAAGUAAUAGCCACUAGUGACACAUUUAUAUGUGUUAGAGCUUCUAUUUUAUUAGGUGAACUUUUGAGGCUUAUUCAAGUACUAUUACCUCCUGGAUGUUGUAAUGUUUCUCCUUCUCUUCCAUCUUUAUUAGAAUAUGCAACGAAAAGUAAACCCCAAGCUAUUGCUGCAAUUACUGCUCUACAGCAACUUCAUAUGUUAAUGAAACGCAGACCGGCGUCUUACAGUCUUCACCUAGAUUAUAUUAUAAGGAAUAGUGUUCACAAGAGAAACGAACCAAAACAAAACAAACCUUUGAAGAGUAGGCAUGGAAGUAGUUUACAAAGAAAAAUUCAUCAGUUGGUUCUUAAAGAUGGCGAUGAUCCAGUACGAGACACAGGAGUGUUAUUAAGCAACGAUGCUUUUACGUGGGACUGGAACUUGAUCAAUAUCUUAUUAAGGGGCGAAAAUAAUUCAAGGAUAAAUUUAAAUGACCCCUCGCAUCGUACAUUUAUUAAAAAAUUGAUCGAGUUUUACACGCCUUCCAAAAACAAAUAUUCUCAUAUGGAUUUAGGAACGUCAAGAACUUCGGUCACAUAUACUACAGCGGGAAUAGAACUCAUUAACUUUUUAGUGGAACUAAGAGACUUGGAUUAUAACGGCCUUAAACCACUCAAUUUGAUUGUAGACCUAUUUAAGGAUAUUUUAAGCAAUAUCAAUGCGAUAAUGACGAGCAAGAGCGUCCAUGAUUGUCUGUUUAGUCCUCAGCAUAUGGUGAAUACACACUGCCAAAGCUAUUUUCUCUUCAUUGGACAGUUUUCAAGGACAGAAGUAGGAAUUAAAGUAUUAGAAAAUAUAAAUUUAUUCAAAAAUUUGAAAGAGCUAGCUACAACAACCAACCAUGAUUGCUACGUCAAACUGAUCAUUUCUUCACUGGAAUACAUUUUUCCCGGUCCAUCACGAGAUAUUUUAGAAGCUGUUAUUAUUUGCAAUCAAGAAGCUUCUCGUCUUUAUGCGACCCAAUUCCUUCUCGUAUUACUACGAGCUGGUAAUCCGUUGUUUUCUUCCUGGGCUAUCCAACUUCUAGUUAAUCGAUUGUAUGAUAAAUCGCCAGCAAUUUUUCUCUCGGCUUUAGCAACCUUGCAUGAAGCUUGUGAGUUACCAGAAUGUUUGGAUGCUCUAAUAGAAAUUAAUCCCAAUUUAGGAAAGUUGGGAGAAAAAGGUACUUUGUUGUUUGUUAGAUUCCUAUCUUUGGAAAAUGGCUUUAAUAAAUUAAAGAAGGAAAGGAUCACUGCAGAGAUUGAAAAAUGGGAUGAAACAUUUAAUUUUAGGUAUGUGAAAGUGGUUGAAGGGGAUAUUUCUGAUACAUUAACUCUUCAUCAACGCAAUGAUGAUGGGAAAUACGAUAAAAGAUCUGGUUCUUUAAGAAAUACCAGCCGAAGAGAUGUUUUUCUUCCUCCUCAUCUGUAUGGGCAGCUAGUACAACAUGUACAAGGAUUUGAUUUUUUGAUUAGUCAUGGAAAAACUACCUAUUUAAUAGAAGUUAUUAAAAAAGCUAAAUGUUCUACUGAUGAGGAAAUUUUACAAUUGAAAGCUGCUAUUUGGGCAUUGGGCCACAUGGGAACAUCUAACCGAGGCUACGAUUAUCUUACGAAUUUUGGAGUUAUUGAUAUUAUUACAGGAUUUGCGAAAUGGUCUCCAGUAUAUUCUGUACGAGCUACUGCCUUUUAUGUUUUAGGACUUUUAGGUACAACUCCUCUGGGAGCUAGUGAUCUAAGUAGAAAAGGAUGGCUUUGUACUAGACAUGAUAGGCACGACAAUUGGCCCAUAAUUAGGGAAGAAAUUGAAGAUUGGUAUCCGGUCAGAAAUCCAAGUGAGUCCACUUCAGAAGAUGUGAUUUCUUAUCCUUUUGCAAGAGAGUUUGAAAUAGUUCAUGAAGAUGAGGAUUUUCCAGACGAAAUUCAUGACUUCUUAAGAUCUCCUUCUUCGCCUGAAGAUAGAAGAAUUAAACAAUCAACACUGCCAGGAAGUAAGAAACCUCAAAAUUCAUUUCACAUAAGAUCAUUCUCAGAAUCGAAAACAUUUGAGGCUAAUAAUGGUUUUUAUGAAGAUAUUCGUCCACCGUCUGUACCAUUUAUUACAACUGGAAGGUUAAGAAACAGUUCCAUGACAGAAUCAACUACAUCUGGUGUUAGUUCGUGUGAUUCAUUAUUAAACAAACCCGGAGUUUGUGGUAAUUACGUGAAAACUCUAAGUCCCAUUCCAAGUUCCUCUAGUUUAAGUACAUUACAAUUACCGCCCAGAUUCAAAAGAACUUCGCAAAGAAUGUCUUCUACAAGUACCACAAAUUCUGAUGUUUCUACAUCAUCUUUAACUGGUAGUGCAUCAAAUGAAUUAAGUAUUCAAAACCUUAUUGGGUAUACCACGUUAAAAUGUAUAAGACAAAUGGAAACCCUAAACUAUGACAAAUCCAAUUAUGACGAUAAUGAUUUUUUCAAGCAAACGUCUCAAUCAAGACCGAGGAGUUCGUUAAUUGAUGAUUUUUAUCUUAUGGAAUCUAGUUUCACUUCAGUAUUCAGUGUUCCUAAUUUUGAAAUUGAAACAGGACCAUCCCAUGAUGAUAAACGAUAUAUGGGGAUUUGCCUUCCUAAAUAUUUAUUGGAAAUUUUUCCUAGUCAAGAAGAAAUUAACAGAAGGCCUUAUAUUUUCCAAGAUCCGAUGCGACAAAAUUCAGAUGUGGAAAAAGUGUGGCAACAUUCAAAAAAGCAUUGUUUUGUUUGUAGUCAAUCAGGGACUCACGACAAUGCUGUAGAAUUCAUUAGAGAUCCGGCGAAAUUGGAAAUCCUUCAAAACGUUGAACGUUUAGCGAAUCCUAUCUCCAACAAAUACGUCAAAUCUCACCUGAUUCGAUAUAAACAGAGAGAUCCUGAAGCUUUUAAAGAUAUUUGCGUUUAUUCUGAAGUUUGUAAAAUUAUAUCGGAGAAUGUUUACAGGGCACCAACAAGAAGAGUCUUACAUGAAUUGUUUUUAGACAUUAAUUUUCAAUGUUUGUAUGAAACAUCGCAGGAUGUAUUGAGCAGUGAUAGUAAAACUGACGACCGUUCCCAAUCUCCAGAUGAAGAUACUAUCAGUGUAGAAAGCAAAAGCAUUUCCAGUGGCGCUACCAGUCCCAGUGAACCUCUCAAAACCCUAGAUUCACUUGGACUCACUUUUAAUGAAAACAAGUUUCCUAUAAGACAUACCAAUAAGUAAAUUUUUUUAGAGGAUUGAAAUUAUUUUGUUCCUGUAUAUUAUAUUUUUUUGUUCGUUUUUAACUGAUUUAACGUGUUCAUAUUGAAGUAAAAAAUGGUUGGACAUUUAUUUAAAUUGUGUUGAUUUAUUUAUUUUAGAAGUUGUGUAAUUUUAAAUAAUCCAAAUCAAUUUACAUUGAAAAAUUUGUUUUAAUUUAAAGGGAAUGGAUAGUCAAAAACAUACUUAAUCUGGAAAUCGUAUUGACAGUUUUAUUAAUUGAAUAAAUAUAAAUUAUUAGUAUAUAAAAUAA